UUGUGUCUAAGUGAAGUCGUUCCUAUUAUUGUCUUUACCUUUUUUUGCCUUAAACAGUCCAUGCUGCUCUUGCACACAUUUAGAUCCACUCUUCUUUUGCCAGGAAGUGUUCUUGGAGCUGUGUUACACAGUGUAAUAAUACAAGCAACAACCCAACUUAACUUUCAGUUUUCUUUUGCCAUCCUUCCUCCUUCUCAUUGGAUCUUCAAAGCAUUGAUCCAUCUCACCAUGUCCAACCAGCCCAUCCAAAAUAAAAAUGAAGGGGCUUAUAUGUCCCUGAUGAGAGGUUUGAGAGAGCUGGACUUCCAGGGCCCCUGUGUUCCCAGUGACUUGUUGCUAAUUGGAGACCAUGCCUUUCCUUUAGCAAUGAACAGCCAAGGCCAGGUCCUGAUGGCAGCCUCUCUGUAUGGCCGUGGAAGGAUUGUGGUUCUGGGUCAUGAGGGCUACCUGACCACGUUUCCUGCUCUGGUAGAGAAUGCUCUGACCUGGCUGAGAGGAGAUGGAUCUGACAACCUGUCUGUGGGGGUCCACGAAAACAUCAAGGCAGUUGCUGAUAACAUCAGCAGAUCAAGCUUCCAAGCUAACGUUAUGGGGGCCUUCAGUAGCAAUCUGGGGGUAGGGGUGUAUGUGACAGAUGCCUACAACGUGGGCCCUGACGUAAAGGACCUGGUGGCGUUUCUGAAAGCUGGAGGUGGAGUGCUGAUAGCGGGGCAGGCGUGGAGCUGGGCUGCAUGUUACCCUAAGGAGAACACACUGUUACAGUUUGAGGGGAAUAAGGUUUCUGGUGUGGCAGGGAUCUACUUCUCCAAACAUCAGGGGGAGGUUGAGUGCCUUCCUGUCUACCCUCAGAUCCCAUCCACCUGGAUGGCUAGAGUAAUUAGUAAGGAUUUUGAGGAUGACUUAGAGUUCUUACUGCAAGGGGUGUCCGAGUUUGACCUCCAGAAUGGGGUAGUAGCUUCUGAGCUUCUGGUCCAUGGCCAGCUAGCCUUCCCAAUAGGUACCACCGAGGAUGGACGAGUGUUCUUGGCAGGAGCCCUCUAUGGGCAGGGACGAGUUGUUGUGAUUACUCAUGAAGGACUUCUGAAACGAGAGACACUGGCUCCAUUUUGGAACAAUGCCAUUCAUUGGUUGGACAAAGGCCAAAAUGGGGUUGUUGGUGUAGCUCCGGAUCUUGACCAAGCAUUUAACCUCUUCAGCAAGUCAGAGUUUACGUGUGAGAAGACAGACUUCAGGGAAGGCCUGAGUGUAUUUGUGUGUACCGCCUAUAGUGAUAAACAUGUGGCGGACAUACAACAUUUUGUGGCAGAGGGAGGAGGCCUGCUGAUUGGGGGACAUGCUUGGUACUGGGCACAGACACACCCUGGGCAAAACCCAAUCACAGAUUUCACAGGAAACAAGAUCCUGAACAAAAUGGGCUUGAGCCUGCUGGGGAACAUAAUCGGUGAAGGAUCCUACAAGGCCCCGGAGCCUAGCCAGGCCAUCAAAGACGGCUACCACUUCCGUCACCUUCUACGCCGCUUUGCUGGUCAUGUCACACAGGGAGAGGAACUUUCUGAGCAGGAGAAGGACUAUCUAAAAAAACUGGGUGGGGACUGUGUCACCUACUUGCAAAUGAAGGCUCAUGACUGCUCCUCCUACACACAGGUCGUUUCCACACUUAGCGGCAUCUUGAAGAAGUCGGGCAUGCCACAGGUGUGUGACAGCAGCCCUGUGAAGAGUCCCAAGGACCGUUUACUCCUUAGUUUAGGGGCAGAAGUAUACAGGGUUUGCCCAGAUCCUGAUGCCCUCUUGCCUUACCUUAUUAAGGAUGAACCCUUGAUGCCAGUUGUCUAUAACUACAGAAUCAAGAUUAAUGCUAGCACAGCAGGAGGGGAGGAGUGGAUCAGUACAGGUCUCUACCUGUCCCCUGGUAUGAAGACCUACAUUGCCAUGCCAGCAGCGAUUGUUAACCAGGGAUGGAAGGUUCAGAUAGGCUGUCAAACAGACAGCCUAAAUGCUGAAGAAUUGAAGAGAGCGCCAUGUGUUCAUGAGCGAUUUCCUGUUACCUCAGAGAUGAUGCAAGUGUGGAACCUGUGGGGGGGACUCAUUUACCUGGUGGUUCCACCCAAUACACAAGUGAAGGGGCUAAAGGCUACAGUGCAGAUGGCUGUACCUGUGCCUUACUAUAAAUCUGGUGUGACAACAGCUGCUGAUUGGUUGGUGCUGCGCACAGCUCCCUCACCCUGGGCAGAGUUGGAGUUUGAGAACAUCGUCCUUACUGUACCAUCAGAUGUUGUUCGGAGUCUGGAUCGCCCAGAUCUGUUAGCGGCACACUGGGAUGAGAUCAUGAGGGGCAUCGCUGACCUAGCAGCCAUACCACACAAAUUUCCUCGUAAAGAGCGCUUUGUUACUGAUGUGCAGAUUUCCCAUGGUUGGAUGCAUUGUGGUUAUCCUAUCAUGACACACAAGUCCACAGCAGAUGACCUGGUCAGCACUGUCCAUGCUGGGAGUGAAGGCCUGUGGGGACCUAUCCACGAACUGGGACACAACCAACAAAGAGCCUGCUGGGAGUUCCCACCACACACCACAGAGUGUACAUGCAACCUGUGGUCGGUGUAUGUGCAUGAAGAGGUGCUGGGGAUCAAUGGAAUUAUCAGUCCAGCACAAAGGAAGACUAAUGCAGAAGAGUAUGUUAAAGGGGGCAGAAAACUCAGCAACUGGGCCGUGUUUGUUGCCCUGGAGACGUAUUUGCAGCUCCGGGAUAAGUUUGGCUGGGAUGCCUUUAAGAAGGUUUUCGCUGCCUACCACAAGAUGAGCAACUUUCCGAGUGACAACAAUGGCAAGAUGAAUCUGUAUGCUGAGACUUUCUCCCAGACUGUGGGGAUGAACCUAGCUGGAUUCUUUAAGGCCUGGGGCUGGCCCAUAGAAGCAGUCACUGAGGAGAAACUCUCCAACCUGCCUCCCUGGACUGACCACCCGAUGGUCCAGUAUGACUGAACUUCAGACAAAGUGCUCUCUU
Molecule: messenger RNA, 2998 nt
Organism: Etheostoma spectabile (orangethroat darter)
Lineage: Eukaryota; Metazoa; Chordata; Actinopteri; Perciformes; Percidae
Product: TRPM8 channel-associated factor homolog
Exons: 11
Coding region: 61-2976 (971 amino acids)
Biological process (GO): positive regulation of protein targeting to membrane
Cellular component (GO): plasma membrane
Molecular function (GO): transmembrane transporter binding
Source: RefSeq, a predicted model, not a curated record